AUGGGAGACCCCACCACUUCUGCACCCCUAUCGCGCAGUGAACUCAAUGUGCAGAAUCAAGAUGAGCUGCGACUGGCGCAAAUGGGACACAAACAAGAGCUGAAACGACACUUCUCUGUUUGGAGCUUGAUCGGAUUGGCCGCCAACUGCACGAUCUCGUGGACGGGUCUCGGUCUGGGAUUGAUCACAGCAAUCAAUGCUGGAGGCCCGGGAGCAUUGAUUUACGGCUUCAUCCUCGUUUUCAUCCUGCAAUCAUUCGUCGGCGCAUCCCUUGCGGAAUUCGUCUCAGCCUACCCCGUUGAAGGAGGAAUGUACCACUGGAUUGCUGCCAUCGCACCCAAACGAUACAACAGUCUGCUGAGCUUUGCGACUGGAUGGUGCACUGUGUUUGGCUGGAUCUUCACAACUGCAUCCACAAACUUAAUUUACGCCACUACUGCCAUGGCAUUGAUUGCCUUGUACCACGAUGGCUUGGUUGUCCAACCAUGGAUGACAUUUGUCGCAUACCAGAUUCUCAAUGUCUUGACUGCCGGUGUGGUCAUGUUUGGCAAUCGGUUCAUUCCGAUGAUUAACAAGUUCUCCUUGGUGUAUCUACAGCUGGCUUGGUUCAUUACCAUGGUUGUGGUUGCUGCUUCAGCACCGGCGCACAAUGACAGUAAAUUUGUCUUCCGGACUUGGAUCAACAACACGGGCUGGGAUAAUAAUGUUAUUUGCUUCAUCACUGGAUUGGUGAAUCCGAUGUAUUCCCUGGGAGGAUUGGAUGGAAUAUCGCAUAUCACCGAAGAAAUGCCCAAUCCUGGCAGAAACGCCCCGUUGGGUCUAGCCAUCACACUCUCAAUCGCCUUUGUCACCGGACUAUCAUACCUCCUCAGUCUGAUGUUCUCAGUCCAAAACUACAGCAGUUUGGCCGACACGCACACUGGACUCCCUCUCGCCGAGCUCUUUUGGCAAGCAACGUCAACAAGGGGAGGGGCAUUUGGAUUGGUGUUCAUGGUGUGGGUUGCGCUCGGCCCUUGCGUGAUAGGAUCACAAUUGAGCACGGGGCGGGUAUUUUGGGCCUUUGCACGAGACGACGGUCUGCCAUUAUCGAAAAUUUGGGCACGAGUUCACCCGCGGCUUGGUUCCCCAUUCAAUGCACAGCUCUGUGUGGUAGUCAUUGUUGGCCUGCUAGGCUGUAUCUACUUGGGAUCCAGCACUGCUUUCAAUGCUAUGAUGAGCUCUGCCGUGACAAUCAACAACUUCGCGUUCCUGGUGCCAAUACUCACAAAUGUCUUACUGAGACGUCGCACCAUGCACCGUGGCCCGUUCUUCAUGGGGCAAACAGUUGGUAUGACUGUGAAUAUCGUAUCUGUGGCCUGGUUGAUCUUUGCCAUUGUAUUUUUCUCGUUCCCUUAUGAGAUGCCUGCAACUGUAUCCAACAUGAACUAUACUUGCGUUGUUGUUGGUGGAUUUUUGAUCAUUGAGCUUGCGUGGUGGCUCGUCGCUGGCAAACAGUAUUCCUUGACUGUACAACGGGCCAAAGAAGAAGUCCCUGUCAGCGAAAGCUCAGUACAGGGUAAAGACCUUGCAUGA
Molecule: messenger RNA, 1572 nt
Organism: Penicillium nucicola
Lineage: Eukaryota; Fungi; Ascomycota; Eurotiomycetes; Eurotiales; Aspergillaceae
Exons: 12
Coding region: 1-1572 (523 amino acids)
Biological process (GO): transmembrane transport
Cellular component (GO): membrane
Molecular function (GO): transmembrane transporter activity
Source: RefSeq, a predicted model, not a curated record